Hippocampus zosterae (dwarf seahorse) is the source of this 4128-nucleotide messenger RNA. It is a transcript of the gene hook3, whose product is annotated as hook microtubule-tethering protein 3. Lineage: Eukaryota; Metazoa; Chordata; Actinopteri; Syngnathiformes; Syngnathidae. Gene Ontology annotation, molecular function: microtubule binding; dynein light intermediate chain binding. Gene Ontology annotation, cellular component: cytoplasm; centrosome. Bases 133 to 2355 code for a protein of 740 amino acids. The record is from RefSeq and is a predicted model, not a curated record. Gene Ontology annotation, biological process: cytoskeleton-dependent intracellular transport; cytoplasmic microtubule organization. The transcript is spliced from 25 exons.
CCAGCCCGCCUCAGGCAGACGCCGGUGUCGGAUUGUGAGACACCCAGAGAGCGAGAGACCUCGGGAGCGUCUGAGGUUGCCAAUAACUUUCGGCUUAAAUAAUCAUCUCGAUUCCGUCUAUUUUUAUUUAUAAUGUCUACAUCGGGGCCCUUGGAUCGAGUGGAACUUUGUGAAAGCCUCCUGACAUGGGUUCAAACAUUCGGCGUGGAGGCUCAAUGCAAGACUGUCGAGGAUAUGACGAAUGGUGUUGUUAUGGCGCAGGCUCUACAGAAAAUAGAUGAAGUAUAUUUCAAUGAUGCAUGGAUUAGUCGAAUCAAGCCAGAUGUGGGUGACAACUGGAGGUUAAAGGUCAGCAAUCUAAAGAAAAUUCUCAAAGGUAUCCUAGACUACAACCAGGAGAUUCUCGGCCAACACAUAAACGACUUCACGCUACCUGACGUCAGUCUCAUUGGAGAGCACUCCGACCCGGCAGAGCUCGGGAGGAUGCUUCAACUCAUUCUAGGCUGCGCUGUCAACUGUGAACAGAAGCAAGAAUAUAUCCAAACCAUCAUGAUGAUGGAGGAAUCAGUCCAGCACGUUGUCAUGACAGCCAUCCAAGAGCUGAUGAGUAAAGAGACUCCAGUGACAGGCGGAAAUGACUCCUACGUGGAUCUCGACAGACAGCUGAAGAAGUCUGUUGAGGAGCUGAAUGAAGCUUUGGCCACAAAGGAGGAGAUUUCCCAGAGGUGUCGAGAGCUAGACAUGCAGGCCCUCCAUGUUCAAGAGGAGCGUGAUAGACUGAGAUUAGAGUUUAAUGAGCUAGAAGAGAGGGUUGCGGCCCUGCAGGAGGAAAAGAGUAGUUUGCUUGCAGAAAACCAGCUUUUAAUGGAGAGGCUCAACCAGUCGGACUCCAUUGAGGAUAUAAACAGCCCAGCUGGCCGCAGACACCUCCAGCUCCAGACACAACUGGAGCAGCUCCAGGAAGAAACGUUCAGGUUGGAAGCAUCAAAAGACGACUACCGGAUCCGUUGUGAGGAGCUUGAAAAAGAACUCUUGGAGGUUAGGUCGCAGAACGAAGACCUCACAUCUCUGGCAGAUGAAGCCCAGUCACUGAAGGAUGAGAUGGAUGUGCUUAGGCAUUCCUCAGACAAAGUGUCAAAGCUUGAGGGCACAGUCGAACACUACAAGAAGAAACUUGAGGACAUGGGACUUCUUAGGAGACAGACUAAGCUUUUGGAGGAAAAGAACACGGCGUUAAUGCAGACCAACAUCGGUUUAGAAGAAGAGAUUCGAAAGGCGAAUGCUACCAAGGGUCAGUUGGAGACAUACAAAAGACAGGUGGUCGAACUUCAGAACAGGCUGUCCGAGGAAUCGAAAAAGGCCGACAAGAUGGAGUUUGAGUACAAACGCGUCAAAGAGAAAGUCGACUCGCUCCAGAAAGAAAAAGACCGGAUGCGAACGGAGAGAGACUCUUUGAAGGAGACCAUUGAGGAGCUGCAUUGCGUCCAAGCUCAGGAGGGGCAACUUACGUCAGGUCUUCUCCCUCUAACUGGCGCUGAUGGCUCUGAUUCGUUGGCGGCUGAGAUCACAACGCCAGAAAUUCGGGAGCAUUUAAUUCGCCUUCAGCAUGAGAACAAAAUGCUGAAGCUGGCUCAAGAGGGCUCCGAUAACGAGAAGAUCGCACUUCUCCAGAGUCUGCUGGAAGACUCGAAUCGAAGGAACAGUGAACUGGAGACCGAAAACAGAUUAACCAAUCAGCGCUUGAUGGAGGAGCAAAGUCAGAUAGAAGAGCUACAGAAGAAUCUUCAGGAACAAGGUUCCAAAGCGGAUGAUUCCUCCUUGAAGAAAAAAUACGCAGAGCACAUGGAGAAGCUCCAAGAGGUGAACAACGAGUUGCUCAAGAAGAACGCCUUCAUAGAUGAGAUGGAGCCCAAAUACGCGGCCAGCUCUCAACGAGUGGAUGAACUGGAGGAGGCCUUGAAAAAGAAAGAUGACGAGAUGAAACAAAUGGAGGAGCGGUAUAAGAAAUAUCUGGAGAAAGCUAAGAGCGUGAUUCGUACUCUGGAUCCUAAGCAGAACCAGGGCUCGGGUCCAGAAGUUCAGGCCUUGAAAAACCAGCUGCAGGAGAAAGAGCGAAUGUUGCACUCAUUGGAGAAAGAGAUGGAUAAGACGAAGAGCCAGAGGGAUUACGAGGAGAAGCUAAUCGUGUCGGCCUGGUACAAUAUGGGAAUGACUUUCCAGAAGAAGGCGGCCGAAGACAGAUUGGCCAACACGGGCUCGAGUCAGUCUUUCCUGGCCCGCCAGAGGCAAGCCACCAAUUCGCGUCGUGCCUACCCAGGCCACGUCCAACCAGCUACCGGAAGAUCCGUGAGGUAGCGAUGCCAGGCAAGACUGCCAAAAAAAACUUUUCACCACUUUUAUUCCCGUCUAAACUUAUUUUUCCUGAUGGCGGACCCCACACAUCCCAGCAUUGUUCUAUAUCAUCAGGCAUUAUUAAUCUCCCGAAACGCAUUGCUCUCCACUUAAUGUCAACCUCUACAGGCAGUACUCAUGCACAAUUCUACCUAUAUCAGUCUUAAACAUUUUUUUUGCUACCUCUAACUACUCAUAUUAAUAUAAUACUUCAUAUAAUCAGUUCAUGAUGACCAUCCUCAGGAAAGAACCACGCAGACAUCUUUUUUUUCAGUACUGUAAUUCCUAACCGGGCUCAUGAGUACAAUAUGUUGACUCGGAGGGUUGGAAAAAAACAAUUUCAGAAGGGUCAAAAGCUUCACCAGCGUAUAUUGGUUCUUUCAUCAAACAUUUAGUGCCAAAAUGGAAUAUUGAAUACACUAUAAAGACAAAAGGGUUGGUACACCUGCAUCUCCUGGAAGUGGAAAUUGAAGAAAGAAUAGAUUGGAGCAUCCCGUUCAUUUUUUUUCUCUCAAUGUCAUGCCUUUUACCCAGAACAACAUUCAUGGCUCACAAUUUUCAUUUCCAAACCUUUUCUACUCUCCGACUUUCAAAAAGGAAUGUUAUGAAUUUGUCAUCUUUGCAGACACCAGAUCUGAUGUGGGGAGAUGUUUGAUUUUUUUUUAUUAUUAUUUACCGUGGCCAAGAAGUACAAAUGAGGUCUAAUGUGUGCACAAAAUACGAACCGGUGGCCAGCUUCAAUCUUCCCACAAAAUACAAAUGAAUAUCAUUCCUGAGAAAAAUUGCUCAGACUUUCUCUUAAAGCUAUAAAGUGAGAUAGAUGACUUUUUGUGUUGCUGUUACUAACUCAAAGUAUGCUUCAUCACACAAAACGACGGUAGUAAUUGCGAUAUUUUAUGCAUGUUAUACCCAUUCCAUGGCCACAAAUGAUCACUUUGUGCGCGACUUGCAUCAAAACUGUGGCCACAGUUUCAAAAUUAUAUUUUCCCCGCAUCACGUCUGAGACACAGCAGUCAUCCGCUUGAAUCAGGGCCAAAAUUUGCUGCUAACAUUCCCUGCUAUCUGACCGCAAAUCUCCUGUUCUCCUCCCUACCCCUCCCCAUCCCCGACAGCAAUAUUCCAGCAUGAUCGGCACACCAGAGACCCGGCUCGAUAUGGUCUGGCCCGUCUGUGGUCCGAAACCCGAGGCGCACGAUGCAUGAAAUCCCUGCCUGCAGACUCUUUGCAUGACUUUGCGUUGACUGUGAGUUAACCCGGCAUACAGCAUGAGCACUAACAACCCUCUGCAGCGUUGCAAUCCAAAAGCGCGCCAGUAGGGGGGGCCGUGGGUAAAGGAAACACUUGACUCCUCUCCUCGACCAGUUCAUUUAGUCAUCUCUUGUUUUCCUCUCUUGCUCAUCACGGACAUGCCUGCCUGUGUUUCCCUAACUGCAUCAGUUCUGUUACGAACUCCUCAGCCAAGGCCAGAACAGCACAGUGACAUCUAUCCUGAAUACCUCAACGGCAUUUUUUCCCCAUAUGUUCUGUCGUGAAUUAAUGUCAGUUAUGUGAGAGGAAAAUACCGGUAAUCCAAAUGCGGGGGAAAAAAUAGACUCCUUUUUUCGAGAUCGUUCCUCUCCCCUUUUGGACACUGACAUUGUGUAAAAGAAAAAAAAACUCCUUAACAGGUGACCCAAGGGCAUGCUAGCUGGGUUUUGAGCUCAAGUUUUAGCAGAUAGGCAUAGGAUGGGAAAACGU